Paralichthys olivaceus (Japanese flounder) is the source of this 605-nucleotide messenger RNA. NCBI's taxonomy places the organism in Eukaryota, Metazoa, Chordata, Actinopteri, Pleuronectiformes, Paralichthyidae. The record is from RefSeq and is a predicted model, not a curated record.
CAAACAGUCCACAGAGCAGCAKCAUGAUGGAAGGGAUCUUCUUUGGUGUCUUGUGUCUCUCAGGGUGCCUCACCUUCUCCACAUGCCUCCUCCAUCAGUACCACUUUGUGUCUGAAGCAAUGACUUGGACUGAAGCUCGGAGCUACUGCAGAGGGAGGUACACAGACCUGGCCACCAUUGAAAACACUGAAGAAAUGAAGAAACUUAACGACACAGUUUCUGCUGCUGGUCACAGCUCUAAGGUUUGGAUUGGCCUGUACAGUCAGAUUGACUGGAAGUGGUCAGAUGGGUUCACAGGGAGUGGAGCAGAAUAUAGGAACUGGGGAAGGUCUGAGCCAAACGAUUUCGAUGGCGACGAGUUCAGUGUGGCCAUGUGGUACAAUGGAGGAUGGAAUGAUUAUUACUGCCAUGAAGAGACUGCAUUCGUCUGCUACAAUGGAACAUUAGAGGAUUCUGACUUUGUGAUGGUGAAUACAAGAAAGAAUUGCACUGAGGCUCAGAGGCACUGCAGAGAACACUACACAGAUCUGGUCACUGUGAGGAACAAAACUGACAAUGACAAGAUACAUAACUUGAUGGGACAUGAAGAAUGGCUCCUGGAAUGA